Durio zibethinus is the source of this 1124-nucleotide messenger RNA. RefSeq names its product putative 2-carboxy-D-arabinitol-1-phosphatase. The record is from RefSeq and is a predicted model, not a curated record. Lineage: Eukaryota; Viridiplantae; Streptophyta; Magnoliopsida; Malvales; Malvaceae. Gene Ontology annotation, molecular function: phosphatase activity.
AUCUUUUCGCCCCAUCUUUCAACAAGAUGGUUUAUGAAGCUCUGUCCUUAACCAUCCCUUUGUUUUCAAAUUUAACCUCCAAUAAUACUAAAAGAGCUAGUAAGUACUAUGAUCGUUGUCGUUCAACUCAUAGAAUUCGAUGCUCGAGUUCAAGUGCAGAUUUGCCUAUCACUGUUGAUAAACUUGAAAGUGAUCAUUCCCUGACUGGUUCUGCUUAUGACUUUGAAAGAGCUACCACAUCACUUACUCGUAAGUCCUUAUCGACCUCAAAGAUGGUAACACUUGUAAGGCAUGGCCUCAGCUCUUGGAAUGAAGAGGGCAGAGUUCAGGGAAGCUCAAACUUAUCUGUUCUAACAGAAACUGGAGUGAAGCAAGCUGAGAGAUGUAGGCAAGCCCUUGCAAAUAUGCACUUUGAUCAAUGUUUUUCGAGUCCAAUAUCCCGCGCUAAGACCACUGCUGAAGUGUUAUGGAAAGGGAGAGAAGAGCCAUUGGUUUUCCUUGAUUCACUGAAGGAGGCCCACCUUUUUUUCCUUGAAGGCAUGAAAAAUGUGGAUGCUAGGGUGAUAUAUCCAAAGGAGUAUGUAACAUGGAGAGAGGAUCCUGCGAAUUUCUACGUGAAAGGUGUCUACCCUGUUCGGAAAUUAUGGGCAACUGCUAGAGAGGCUUGGAGAGAAAUCUUGCUCACACCUGUAGAAAAUUUUCUAGUUGUCACUCACAAAUCAAUGUUAAGGGCACUGAUCUGCACAGCCUUAGGGCUAGCCCCUGAGAGGUUUCGGUCAGUUGAUGUGAAUAAUGGUGGUAUAUCCACAUUUAAAUUCAACAAAAGAGGAGAAGCAAUGCUCCAGUCUUUGAAUAUGACCGCCCACAUGUAUAGCGAUCACGUUUAUAUUUCCUGAAACUGCUUGAAGUGAUAGCUGUUAAUAGUGAGAAAAGAGACAAACUAUUUUGCUGUGACAGUUCACAAGAACAUAUAUCAGACACAGUUCCAUAAUAAUGACAGACUCUUGACGAGUAGAGCAAAGGCUCAUUGUUUUCACUUUUGACUUAACCUGGUUGAUUCUAGUAAAAGGUUUCUCUGAGUUCACUUGUUGUCCAAAUCAAAUUGUAGUGAGCUCAUGUUUGAU